Messenger RNA from Miniopterus natalensis, 6392 nucleotides. It is a transcript of the gene ZNF24, whose product is annotated as zinc finger protein 24. Gene Ontology annotation, molecular function: RNA polymerase II cis-regulatory region sequence-specific DNA binding; DNA-binding transcription activator activity, RNA polymerase II-specific. Gene Ontology annotation, biological process: regulation of transcription by RNA polymerase II. Gene Ontology annotation, cellular component: nucleus. NCBI's taxonomy places the organism in Eukaryota, Metazoa, Chordata, Mammalia, Chiroptera, Miniopteridae. The record is from RefSeq and is a predicted model, not a curated record.
GGGGCUCUCCACCCUGAUACUGUCGGGACCGCGAGCCAGCCCUCUCCGCGCCGCCUCCACGUCCACGGGCAGGGUGCCGAUGAGAACGUAGAAGAAAAAUUUCUUUUAUAUAUAGAAUGCUUCAACCACUGAUAAGGAUUGCCCGUGAAGAAAACGGGGUAUUUCUCUGAGGCUAUAUCCUGCCUGCCUUGAUUGUCAUUUCUUGAAGUAAUAUAAAUCAGGAUGUCUGCACAGUCAGUGGAAGAAGAUUCGAUACUUAUCAUCCCAACUCCAGAUGAAGAGGAAAAAAUUCUGAGAGUGAAGCUGGAGGAGGAUCCUGAUGGUGAAGAGGGAUCAAGUAUCCCCUGGAACCAUCUCCCUGACCCAGAGGUUUUCCGACAGCGAUUCAGGCAGUUCGGGUACCAGGAUUCACCUGGGCCCCGUGAAGCUGUGAGCCAGCUUCGAGAACUUUGCCGUCUAUGGCUCAGGCCAGAGACACACACAAAAGAACAAAUCUUGGAGCUGGUAGUGCUGGAGCAGUUCGUUGCCAUCCUACCCAAGGAACUGCAGACUUGGGUUCGCGAGCAUCAUCCAGAGAAUGGAGAGGAGGCAGUGACGGUGCUGGAGGAUUUAGAGAGUGAACUAGAUGACCCUGGACAGCCGGUUUCUCUCCGUCGACGAAAACGGGAAGUGCUGGUAGAAGAGAUUGUAUCUCAGGAAGAUGCUCAGGGAUUACCAAGUUCUGAGCUUGAUGCUGUGGAAAACCGGCUCAAGUGGGCAUCCUGGGAGCUCCAUUCCCUAAGGCACAGUGAUGAUGAUGUUAGGACUGAAAAUGGAGCAUUAGCUCCAAAGCAGGAGAUUCCUUCAGCAGUAGAAUCUCAUGAAGUUCCUGGCACACUCAAUAUAGGCGUUCCUCAGAUUUUUAAAUAUGGAGAAGCCUGUUUCCCUAAAGGCAGGUUUGAAAGAAAGAGAAAUCCUUCUAGAAAGAAACAACAUAUAUGUGAUGAAUGUGGAAAACACUUCAGUCAGGGCUCAGCCCUUAUUCUUCAUCAAAGAAUCCACAGUGGAGAGAAACCCUACGGAUGUGUUGAAUGUGGGAAGGCAUUCAGCAGAAGUUCUAUCCUUGUGCAACACCAGAGAGUCCAUACUGGAGAAAAACCUUAUAAAUGUCUUGAAUGCGGGAAAGCCUUUAGCCAGAAUUCUGGGCUUAUUAAUCAUCAGAGAAUCCAUACUGGGGAGAAACCUUAUGAAUGCGUUCAGUGUGGGAAAUCCUAUAGUCAAAGUUCAAAUCUUUUUAGACAUCAGCGAAGACACAAUGCAGAAAAACUUCUGAAUGUUGUGAAAGUUUAAGAAAUUAAAAAAAGUCAGCACUCAGGUCUUUUUCUUCAGAAAUGAAGACAAAAUUAAAAACAUGGAAUGAGACAUAAUAGUUUGGUUCCCCUAUAGGUGUUAGAAAAAUCCACUGAGAAAUGUAGAAAAUUGUCACCCACCAUUAUUAUUUUAUCUUGAAAGAAAUGGUGUCAUACCUGCCUAGAAUCUGAAAUUUUAAACUUAAUUCACAUGUAAAUGCCUAAAUCUUCCAUGUGAUGUUUAUAUUAUUUUUUCUAAAUAAUGAUCUACUUGAUUCUUUGUCUCUUUCUGAAAAUUUUCUUUUUUAGACAGAUACAUUAGUUCUGUGUUGAUCAUUGAAAUGUUCUUUGCAAGGAUACAUUCCUUUCUACAUUAAAAGGCAACAGGAAUUAUGAAGUCUGAAAACCGAAACCAUCUUUUCAAAAUUCACUCUUUUUCUUUUUACCCAACUUGGAUAUGCAUUUCAGAAAAUAGAAGACAAAGGAUGACUAAAAGCUUCAAAGUAAAAUUAGAAGUGAUGGUGAUAAAACAUCAAAAAAUGAAUGGGACACUAAGAUUGGGAAAUCUAUAAAAAUACUUUGAUCCAAGAAUUGAAGGCUGUCAAGAAUUUAUCUAGAUGUAAUUAUCUGCCUGUAGGAAAAUAAAAAACUGUGCAUCCUAUCUGUAAUUGGGAGGCAUCCCACUAAUGAAAAUAAUAUUUUUCCAUGUAUCAUUAAAAAGUGGGCAGUCUAAAUAAUCGUGAACUGUGAAAGUAGAAAUAACACGGGGAGAAUUUGCAGUGAAUGACAAUGUUGAAGGGCAAAUGUAAAAGGGUAAUGGUCUAUCUUGGCUUUUAGAAAACAAAAAAGACUUGAAGAUCCAAUUCAUUAUUAUUUUGCUUUUGUUUUUGUUAAGGACAGACAAAUUCCUGACCAGGUGGGUAACAAGUAUCAGGUUUGCUAUUUUAUUUUUUUGGUAAAAGAGUUGAACACCAGGCUAACAAAGCAGCCGUGUAUUCAUUUAUUAUUAAACAGUUUCUACCGACAAGGCACUGUGCUAGGUACUGUAACCCUACCAUAAGUAGGUAGGUAAUUCUUCCACUGUAAAUUAUUGGGGGAUUGGUACAAAGCUGUUUCUUGUGAGUUAGCCUCUCGCCCACUUCUGAGCAGUCCUGGGGAGAGGUCAGCUCUGAAGUUCCCAGAGCCAUAGUUCUCUUACCAGGGUGUUAUAUUUGGGGGAAAGGAUGACUCAGCUCAAAUAGCUAACAACCAUCUCUCUAGCAUUCUUCAGAGGUGAUUCCAAAAUUCUAUCACAGUUUGGAGGUUCAUGGGUUUUUAAAAAACUAAUCAAUCUCUAGUAGCAUUGAGGUUAUACUUACAUGUUAAGUUGAAUUAAUUGUUCUAUUUAAAAAAUAAACGACUAGGUUAUUAACAACUAGUUUAUUAACUAUCAGAAUUGAUUGAACUAUUUUUUUUAAUUUUAAGUCUUAACACAUUUUUAAAAAUGUAUAAAAGUAAUACAUUGUAGUAGUAGGAUUAUAUACUCCUUGGCUGAGAAUCCCAGGUACUGUGAUUCUACUGUUUAGUGGAAAACUCUGGAAGUUAAAAUAUAGAAUAUGAGAAAAGGCUUUUUUAUAGUGGGCAUCAUUAUGUAGAAAAUGACCCAUGUGAAUAAAUAUUUCAUAGUUCCAGAGAUUUUUGGUUACAACUGGUGCUUGGAUCAAAUUUGAAAAAUGGAAGGUGAAAUUUGCAUGAGCCUGUUAAAAUGCAUAGUAAUAAAUGCAAGGCCAGCUGGUGGAGAAGUAAGGCAGAAUGGAGUUUGUUUAUAGAUUUUCUGAUAAUUAUAAGAAAUGUGCUUUAUAGAUUAAGAUUUAUUGAAGUAUAAAUAUGUAGUAAUGAUAAUAAUGUAUUUUAAGUUAUACAAGAAAAUGUAGGGACUUUUGUUUGGGUCUUUUUCGCUGGCUGAGAGGAAACAAGUCAAUGUCCAAUAAAGGUAUAGAUUCCUCUGCUCUAAGAUAAAAUGAUCUUGAGUUGAUUGAUUGAUCGAUUACUGGCUUCUUUCCAAGUAGGCUUUGAGGUAGCAUAUUUGGAAUUCUGCUGGGAUGACAGAAUUCUUAUAUCCGAGUAGAUAAGAGGGGAUCAAGCUCUCAGUGGCUGAAAUUUCAUGCUUUUUAAAGAUUCUGUAUCUUUUCUCUAUACGAAGAAGCUUCCACGUGGUAGAUUUGUCUUAAAUGCCAAAGAUGUUUGGUAUAAUGAGAGUUUAGAAAAAGUAUUAGAGUUGGCAAAUAUGUGUUUGUCUUGCCAGCUCUGAUACCUAUGGGUUGUUUAGAAAGGAUUCUGAGGCUAAGGCAAGGUUCUGUGGGAAAAAUGGCUGGAUCCAAAAAGACUGGAUGAUGGUACACAGGGAAAGGAAGUGGUCUGUGUGUUCGCUGUUUCUGAUUAGGUUGUAUCCCCAGUAGAGAAACUGAUUUAAAAUAACUAUUCAGUGAUUUAUGAUUUCAUCUGUACAUUUAUUUAUACCCACACAGCAGUUCUGGAGGCUGCACAGCUUCUGAUGAAGUGAUCUAGCAGUUGUCCAGCAUUGGCAUCUGUUUGGUUAGCAAACAAGCAGUCAGUGUUAAUGGCACACAGACUGCUGAUACCUACCCAGUAGCCACUGAGCAUUUGCUCAUUACUGAUCAAGUUUUCUUCUGGUUUUCUUGGAGGUUAAGCUCCUACGUUCACACCCAGUUGGCACUUGGUCAUUUAGCCAGUAUGUCUACCACAUCUAUGUAAGUUGAAGGGAGGGUUAUAUGUAUUGAGAUAAUCUGCAUGCCAGGCAUCAGAUUAGACACUAUCCUGAUUUCACUUAGAUUUGUAGACUAGAAAAGCAGGAUUCAGAGAUCGUGUCACUUGCAUGUGACCAAGUAGGGCUAAAACUGAAACUUAGUUCUGUGAACUCUACAGACAUAAAUUUUUCCACAAUGCCAUGAGCUGUGGCUGUUAAACCUUGACAUUAGGUUUUAUCUUUUAUGGUUCAGGUGUUUUUAUCUUUUAUAGUUAACAAAUGUGAAAGCUAUUAAACUUGCUCAUUAAUAUUUUCUAUAGCACAGAAUAUAAAGUGAGAAGGACAUUCCUUUUCAUAGUCCUACUCAGAAGUAAGAAAUACUCGGUUUGUUAUUCUUCCAAACCUAGGCAUACACAAAUUUAAACAAACGUGUUAAUAGCCCACAUUUGUGGUUCCUGUAAAGACACUAUUUGAAGUGCUUUACCAUGGAUUAACUUAAUACAGCACCCAUGUGACGUAGGUACAUAUCCCCAUUUCUCAUGUACUACUCUGAAAUUUUCCUCUCCUCUUUCCCAGUUUGAUACAGACAUUUUCAUGGCUACAUAUACUAUUCUAUUGCAUGAAUAUACUGUAAUCAACCCAUGGAUAAUUUGGUUCUUUCCUUUUUUAAAAAAUUAUACAUAAAGGUAUAGUUAAGAUCCUUGUACAUAUAUUUUGCUGCCUGUGUGGGUAUUUCUGUAGGAAAUUUAUCAAUACAAGUGACUUUUUGGGGUCAGGGAAUGUGCACAUUCAGCAUUUUAAGAGAUGCCGCCUAAAAGAUUACCAAUUUACAGCAAUUUACAACUCCAUCAAUAGUAAGAGUGCCUGUUGGCUGGCCUACACUCCCACCGAUCCUGAAUCCUUAAAUAUUUUUGCCAAUCUGAUAGGCAAAAUUUAUUUCCUUUCUUUGAUUAUUAGGAACAUUUCUUCAUAUGUUUAUUGGCUAUUUGCAUUUCCUGUUGUGAAUUGUGUUUGCCCAUUUUUCUUUAAUUAUGAAAGUAUAAAUGACUACUAGCUCAUUGUACAAAAUGUAAAUGAUACACACAGGUAUAAGAACAAAGAGAACCUUUUCUCCAGCACUUCCAAUCACAUUCCACUUUCCACAGUUUAGUAUACAUCCAUCUAGUCCCCUUUCCAUACAUUUCCAUAUGAAUAUGCAUAAACAUAUAAAGCUAUUUUUACAUAAACAGGAUUAUAUAUGUACUGUUCUGUAGCUCCCCCCACCCCUUUUUGUCUUAAAAACCUAUCCUGAGGUCUUUAAAUUUCUUUCAUGGUUGAAUAGGAUUCAGUAUUAUAAAAAUACCAUUGUUGAAAAUUUCCCUCAUUUUCUCUCUCUUGCUGUUACAUUGCCAAAGUAAAUCUUUUUUCAUAUAUCUUUGUACAUGUGUGUGAAUAUUUCUUUAGGAUGGAGUUGUAUAAGGUGGAUUGUUGGAUCAAAGGGUGUGUUCUCUGAUAGACCCACCUUAGCCUUCCUAAAGGCCUUUAUAACUUUGUAUUUUACCAACUGUAUGGAAAAUGCUCAUUUUCCCACAUAGCCUUACCUACAUGUGAUCAUUUUAUCUGAUGAGAAGAAAAAAAAAUCCUUAAUUGCAUUUCCCUGAUUAAUAGUGAGGUUGAGGUUAUUUUCAUAUGUUUAUUGGCCAUUUAUAGUUUUACCAUGGAUUGUUUGUUCAUAUCCUUUACCUGCUUUCCAUUUGGGUUAUAUGUGGACAUAUGUUGUUCUUGUUUGUUCAUCUCUUUUCCCGCCUCUGGUAACAGAACCCUUAUUUAUUAUGGGGAACCCAUUCCCUAUGGCUUAGGUGAAUACAUGACCAGGUCUGGCCUUCCUGAGUUCUGCAGCUCCUUAGCUGCAAUGAUUAAAGAAUAGGCAUGUAACUCAAGCCUGGCUAAAAAGAGCCCUCAACAGAACUUCUGCAGAAACUAUUGAAAAGGCUUUGUGGAGAUCCCACGAACUAAGGACUAUGUAAGCCUGAAUUUGUACCAUGUGGAGAGAGUUUGAGGAGAAACGCAGAGGCUAGCAGAAAGGAAAGAGAACUGAGUUCUGAUGUCAUUUUUCUGGAGGCCCUAGAUCCAGCUGUGCCUAAAGCCUGCCCUACCUCCGGACUUUUAAUGUUUUGUGAGCCAAUAAAGUCCCUUGUUUAAGAUAAUUGAAUUGGGUUUCUGUCCUGAUUAAUAGUUAUUUGUAUUUUCUUACUGAUUUGUAGAAACCUUUGUAAUUUUAAGUGCUAGACUUACACUUUAUGCACUAUAUAGGUUAAUAAAAUUAGCAUGGCCUUCCA